Molecule: messenger RNA, 1889 nt
Organism: Rosa chinensis
Lineage: Eukaryota; Viridiplantae; Streptophyta; Magnoliopsida; Rosales; Rosaceae
Product: protein IQ-DOMAIN 1
Exons: 5
Coding region: 325-1731 (468 amino acids)
Molecular function (GO): protein binding
Source: RefSeq, a predicted model, not a curated record
ACUUGCAGUUAUUAUUACCCUCACCACACUACUCUCUCUCUCUCUCUCUCUCUCUCUCUCUUCUACCACUACUACUACACCCUUCGUAUUCUUCGGGAACUCUCAUCUCUCUCUCUCUCUCUCUGGCAAUGCCUGUCUCUCUGUAGACACAUAUAUCUUCUUUCUCUUUCCACUCUCUCUUAGAUCUUCGUUAGUGUCGCUAAACUGAUCAGUGAUCGUCGACGGUGUGCUCGAAGGAAGCGUAAUUUUCACCUUGCGGAAUGGCUGUUCUGAGGGAAAUGGGGUGAAGCAGAUCGAUCGAUCUUUUGGCCGGAGAUUAUAUCGAUGGGAAAGAAAGGAAGCAGCUGGUUCUCGACAGUUAAGAAAGUUUUCAAACAUUCUUCUAAGGACUCGCCGGACAAAAAGAAGGAGAUUGCGGAGAAAUGGCAGCAACAUGAUGCUCCGGAGGUGGUGUCGUUUGAACAUUUUCCGGCAGAGAGUUCUCCGGACAGAACCAAUGAUGAGAGCAUUGCAUCUACUCCUGCAAACCAUGAAGACAGAGACCAUGCCAUUGCUGUGGCAAUGGCGACAGCUGCUGCCGCAGAUGCAGCAGUAGCAGCAGCUCAAGCGGCGGCUAAAGUUGUUAGAUUGGCUGGUUAUGGACGUCAGUUCUACUCUGUGGAAGAAAGGGCUGCAACCCUCAUACAGUCAUUUUACAGAGGCUACCUAGCUCGACGAGCUCUACGGGCGUUGAAGGGAUUGGUGAGGUUACAAGCAUUGGUGAGAGGCCAUAACGUUCGGAAGCAAGCACAGAUGACAAUGCGAUGCAUGCAGGCACUAGUUCGUGUACAAGCAAGAGUUCGAGCUCGACGACUCCAAUUGACCAAUGACAAGCAGCAGAUUCGUAAACAUGUGGACAAUGAUACUGAUGAUGAAGAAGAAAGAUUAAGAGCAUUGGUAGAGCUGGAAGAAGAGCAUAAGCUGAGAAGUCCUGUGAAGAAGCAUGAAAUGCAAACUAGGCACCACAGAAAUGAAAGCUAUUCCAAGGAAAAUGCCUCGAAGAGACAUGAUGAUGUGGUCCAAAGGGAGAGAGCUCUUGCUUACGCUUAUAGCUACCAGCAACAACAACAGCUUCUACAAUCCUUUCCUCAUGGUAGUGAUUUUGGGCACCAAACCAAUCAAAGUGAUAAGGGCCAAUGGGGAUGGAAUUGGCUCGAGGGUUGGAUGUCAUCGCAACCCCACAAUGCCCGCCACUCGGGAGCACGAGAGACCACUUAUAUGACACCGGCCACUACCAAAACCACCGACGACAACCUUUCCGAGAGGACAGUAGAAAUGGACUCCAUUGCAUAUCCAAGCUUGCGUAGUCAACUCAAUCAAGAGAUGACCAACUCUAACCAGUACUCAGCUCGACAAAGCCAACCAAGCCCGGACAAUGUACCUAGCUACAUGGCACCAACCAAGUCUGCCAAGGCCAAGGUACGAGGUCAGGGCUGGGUCAAGCAGCGAAGCCCUCCCACUCCCCAAUGGAACCCCUCUACAAAGAAAGGCUCCGUAGUCGGUUCGGGUUGCGAUUCGUCAAGUUCGGGUGGAGGACCCGCAAGCUACUUGAUCCCAAAGAGCCCAAGCCCAAAGAGUAACGGGAUACGCGGGCAGGCUAAAUCGUCAUUGGGCUUUAGCCCUGAUUCUCCCCAUGGCGAAGAUUGGGCCCUGCCUCUUGCUGUUCAUGGUUGGAGACAUGAUUUCGGUUAGUUGUGCUUUGAUCCAUAUGUGUGGUACCACGGUUAAAUUUAUUUUCUUACAAGAAAAAAGAGAAAAAAAAAAGAGGUUUGUUAAUAUGCUCUUUUAUUGUUUUAUUUAAGCUGUGUUAUGGACUUUUGUGAGGUAUACAAUAUGCAAUAAAUUAUGUA